AUGGCGGGGCCUGCGGGGACAGCGACAGGCUGGGGACAGGGCUGGCGACAAGGGCGGGGGUGGCAGAAGGGGACGGGCAAGGGGCACCCACCUGCUCACAGCCCCCCGCGGCCGGCGGCCGGACACAGCGUCCCGUCGGCGGGGGCCCUGCGGGGACACGGCGUCACCGGGGGACCCCAAAGCCUCGGGGGGGGGACCCCAAAGCUUCGGGGGGACCCCGAAGCCUCGGGGGACCCCCCAGCUCCGUGGCAGCCUCUCGCCCCCACCGGUUCCCCCCUCCGCUGCCCCGGGGCUCCCCGCUGCCCCCCCCCCCCCCCAUCAUCCCGGUACCCCCCCCCCGCCCCCCGGGGCCCUGUCCCGCACCCCCCGGCCGGCCCCGCGGCUCCCGUGGGGGGGGUGCCCGCCGUCCCCGAGCCCCUCCGGCCCCGAGUGACGCCCCCCGAGCCCCCCCCGCGCCCCACACGGGGUCGCCCCGCGGUCCCCCCGCACCUCCCGCGGGCCGCCAUGGCAACAACUCCCGCCGCACCCGCCGCCAUCUUUGUUCCUCCCUCAGCCGGCCCCGCCCCCGGCGGCCUCGCCGGCGGCUCUGCGCGUGCGCCGCCCUCCCGGCCACGCCCCCCCGGCGCCGCGCGUCGCCAUGGAAACCGCGCGGCGUCUUAA
This is a messenger RNA of Vidua macroura (Pin-tailed whydah), 660 nucleotides long. Its product is annotated as proline-rich protein 2-like. The transcript is spliced from 2 exons. Bases 1 to 660 code for a protein of 219 amino acids. The record is from RefSeq and is a predicted model, not a curated record. Lineage: Eukaryota; Metazoa; Chordata; Aves; Passeriformes; Viduidae.